Messenger RNA from Lactuca virosa, 1102 nucleotides. NCBI's taxonomy places the organism in Eukaryota, Viridiplantae, Streptophyta, Magnoliopsida, Asterales, Asteraceae. The record is from the annotation of a GenBank genome assembly.
CUCUAAUCCAACACUGAAACACACAUGCAUCUUUUAGUACAUUGAGAAAAACAUGAACAAAAGAAGCUCCUUCAGAAGAUCCCAAACAUUACAACCAACGAACUCUGCUCCUUUAAUGGCUAUGGCUAUGAAUUCACCACCCCAAACAAAGUCUCUUUCCAUUAACUUUCCUACUUCUCCUGAUCAGUCUCUUUUUGGAGAACAGAUGCAUCACUUCACUCACUCCCACCAUCCAAUCUCUCUGGUUAACCUCUCGGAGCUCUUCACCUGUUCUGGCUGCAAAGAACGUGGCGCCGGCAAGAGGUUUUCCUGUCAGGAAUGUGAUUUCCAGCUUCAUGAUUUCUGUGCUUUAUCUCCUCCUCUUCUUAAAGCUCACCCCCUCCAUGUCCAACAUCAACUUGUAUUUCAUUCCAAACCAAAAACGGGUGGGAUUCGAUGGCCGACUUGUAAUGUUUGUGGCAAAGCCACGAGAGGCUUUACUUUCAGAUGCAACUUCUGCCAUUUCCAAAUGCACCCAUGUUGUGCUAUGCUUUCUGACCAAAUUAACUACCCAUCUCUUCACAACCACCCCCUGAACCUGUUGCCGCUCUUAGCCUCCGACGACCAACUGAACUCAUUCUGCAGAGAGUGCAAAAGAAAGAGAUCCGGCCGCCUUUAUGGAUGCAGGAUCUGUAACUACCUUCUUCAUGCAGUUUGUGCUAAGGAUCUGAUCAACGGGCUUAAAGUGAAUGGCAUCAAGAACUCCGAGAAGCCUAGCGUGCUAGGACCUGCCGUCCGGUUUGCAUCACAAGCCGUUGCUGAGUUCAUUGGCGGACUGAUUGACGGUAUAGGAGAAGGUGUGGUGGGAGAGGCUCUGGUUCAGAACGUGACAAGGAGUGGUCGCCGUAAUAGAACCAGAGGAAUAUAACUCGGAAUUUGAAGCUGAUGCAUAACCUACUUUCCUAUUCAAUUAUAUUUAAUUAUUCAUACAUGGAUUUGGGUGUUGGGCAUUAUUUACUUUAGAAAAGGUUGUACCAUUUUCAUUAUAAAUUUGUAAAUCCAAAGAUGGGACUAAGUAAAGUAGAAAGUAAAUGUAUUUUAAUAUACGGAAUCUUAUUAUUAU